Molecule: messenger RNA, 1287 nt
Organism: Perkinsus marinus ATCC 50983
Lineage: Eukaryota; Perkinsozoa; Perkinsida; Perkinsidae
Product: Diacylglycerol O-acyltransferase, putative
Exons: 14
Biological process (GO): triglyceride biosynthetic process
Cellular component (GO): endoplasmic reticulum membrane
Molecular function (GO): diacylglycerol O-acyltransferase activity
Source: RefSeq, a predicted model, not a curated record
AUGUCAUUUUUGUUAUCUAAAGCUGCCGACACUUUGAAAGGGAUGUCCGUUGAAGAUACUAAGAAGAGUGAGGAAAAGGGUUUGCAGGGCGUCGAGGUGGAAAGUGCCGGCACAUUCCAACAAGUCAGCAGCAUCUACCAAAGUGGUGUUGAGAAGGUCCCCGAACAGGCUGAGGAGAAGUCCAAUGCGACUGCUUCUGGGGAGGAAGCCAAGAAGGAGGCUCAGAAGGAGAAGGUCCUCGGUCGAAUGAGACGUUCCCAUCCACUUGGCCGAGUCGUUAAUAGGAAAUGCAGUGUCCCCCUCCUCGGUAUGAGCGCCAGGGGCAUCAAUUAUCGUGGUAUCGUCAACCUCAUGUGUUUGCUGUUGGUGGUAUUGAAUCUUCGGUUGGUGUUGGAAAAUCUUAUCAAGUACGGUUUGCUCUGGCGACCUUGGGCGUAUCUUUCCAUCGACAACCUCCGGCAUAACUUGCCCCUCGUCUAUACCCUCGCUCUGAUCCUGUGCGGCCCUGCCCUCAGCUUUAUCAUUGAAAGGUACAUCGCACCUCGGCAGCAAGACCGUCGCCUGGCGAACGCCCUGCAAUUUUUAGUGUUAUUAACAGUCUUGCUGGGUCCACUGUAUACCGUUGAAAGCACAACACCGCAUGGUCUCCUCGCGAUGGGCUUGCUGUGCUGCUCGGUCACCUACGCAAUGAAAAUUGGGAGUUUUUGGCAUGUCUGUCAUGACCUGUUCUGGUCUGUCAAGAUGAACAAACUAGAGAUGCUUCUUGUUGAUGAGAAAGAGACGCUAGAAAUGGCGAAGAAGUACCCCCGGUGCCUCUCACUCAAGGACAUGUACAUGUAUAUUGCCUAUCCAACUCUGUGUUAUCAACUGUGGUAUCCCCAAUAUCCCCGUCGCAAUUGGGUGCGGUUAUUGAAGUACACAGCUCUGCUACUGUUCUGUCUCGCAUUGCAACUCAUCAUCAUUCAACAGAGUCCCAAAGUUGGCGUCAAAGUGCCCUGUAAUCUACUCCGUAUGACUGGCCGUUGGUAUUCACCUGUUGUCAGGAUCUUAUCGGAAAGGAUAUUGAAAUUAGCUGUGCCCAACUUGUAUUUGUGGUUGUUGAUGUUUUUCACUCUUUUUCACACUUGGAUGAAUAUCCUGGCGGAGUUGACCAGGUUCGGAGAUCGCGAGUUUUACGAGGACUGGUGGAAUUCAGUCAAUUUUAGAGAAUAUUGGCAGAAAUGGAAUCUUCCUGUUCAUUACUUCAUCCUUCGUCACAUGUGCAUCCCUAUGAGAAGGCAACUGGGU